Molecule: messenger RNA, 1554 nt
Organism: Monopterus albus (swamp eel)
Lineage: Eukaryota; Metazoa; Chordata; Actinopteri; Synbranchiformes; Synbranchidae
Gene: cbx1b
Product: chromobox homolog 1b (HP1 beta homolog Drosophila)
Exons: 6
Coding region: 391-993 (200 amino acids)
Cellular component (GO): nucleus
Source: RefSeq, a predicted model, not a curated record
UGAGGCUGUGCCAUUGAUUCAGUCCGUUGUCUGCUCACACUCACUUGUCACAGAUCUAUAAAUGACAAGUGCGCAGCACGACGGACUGCUGUUGCGGUGACGAGUAAAUCCAGAUGCUGUGUAAUCUGCGAAACUGCACCGUCCGCGCUCCAACGGACCAGUGGGCUUUUUUUUCCCCUUCUUAACCAGACGACGGGGCGGAAACGACACAUUUCGCUGUAGCCAAGCUAGCGGUUCUGUAUUUUCACAACAAACCAACAUAAACAGACGUAGCCGCCGUAUUAUUGCGAGACAAGGCUGUUCGCGUUUUUAAAUUUCGGUUCGGGUGGAACUUUUAAAACCAGUUAAAUUUGUAAGACACCGGAACCUGCUGGUCCCCAGGUCUACCUGAUGAGUAUGAGCCUGACUACAGAACCCUCUAGCGAUGGUCCUACUGUUACAGAAGAGAGCAAAAUGACUUCAGCUGAGAAGAAGGACAAGAAGGCAGAUGAUGUGCCGGAGGAGGAGGAGGAGGAGGAAGAAUAUGUGGUGGAAAAGGUACUGAAUCGGCGGGUGGUGAAAGGAAGAGUAGAGUACCUUCUCAAGUGGAAAGGCUUCUCUGAUGAAGAUAACACAUGGGAGCCAGAAGACAACUUGGACUGUCCAGAUUUGAUUGCAGAAUUUCUGCAGUCACAGAAAUCGGCACACGAUGGAAAGAGGAAGGCGACCGGAGACGCAGAAGGAGAUGAAAGUAAAUCAAAGAAGAAAAAAGAUGAUACAGAGAAGCUAAGGGGAUUCGCUCGGGGUCUGGAUCCAGAAAGGAUUAUUGGUGCCACAGAUUCCACAGGAGAACUCAUGUUCCUCAUGAAAUGGAAGAACUCAGAUGAAGCUGACCUGGUGCCAGCGAAGGAGGCUAACGUGAAGUGUCCACAGGUGGUCAUCUCGUUCUACGAGGAGAGACUCACUUGGCACUCAUAUCCCUCCGAAGACGAGAAGAAGGACGACAAAAACUAACACGGGGAAGAAAGAAAAACUGUAGUUUUGAACUUCGCUGUAUUUGAACAGGGGGGUGGGGGGGGGGGGGGUCAGGGAAGGGUGCAGAGAUAAGCAAGGCACCACUGGACUCAUUUGUCUUUUGGUGUAGUAUCUGUCACUUGACUCCACUUUUAUCUGGAUAAAAUCUAAGUGUAUAUAUGCUUCAGAUUUGCUUGACAAAACCCAGACGAAAGGAGCUGUAACACGCAGUGUUAAUUUUUCGUAUCCAUUCCAGUUUUACGAGUCGUUCGGCAGAUUCAGCAUCAUUUUCAGUUAUUUGGUCCAGUGCCCGCUCAUCAUGCCAUGAUGUUGUAUCAGUGAGGUGAUGUUUUUAUUUUAUUAGUGUGCCUUUUUUUACUUAGUUUACUGGUGCUUUUAAAGGUAAACGGUCAUCUUAGCUUUUUCCUUAGGCAGCUUGGUGUACAGCUCUGAACUCUUCAGUGAUUCAUUUGGUUAUUGCUAAUCUCUGUAGUGCUUCUCCUUCUAAUGUCUUGCUUGUUGCUUUUGGAGAAUAAAGCACUUUUUGUUACUGUGCUGUUU